AAGACCUUGGCUACUUGUUUAGACAGUGCCUCUUAUCAGAAAGUGGGUCAGACAUGAAAAUAUUAAGACAAAAACAGGGAAAACUUGAAAAUAAUUUGCAUGGUGACAUAAUUUUCUCCGGCGUUUUACUGAGGCAACCAAUUUCUCCUAUUCUACAUCAAGAGACGCUAUUCCAAUUGUAGGCAAAAAAUAAGUAUGCCCACUUGAUCCUUGCCACCAAGUCCUUCAAUACAUUCAUCUAAUUCUAAAAGUGACAUUGUAUUAAUUUUUCAGUGCAAUGAGCCCAGCCAAAAAGGAAGUCGUGCGAAGAGGCUGAACUUUAGUUAUCAAAUUGGGCGUAAACGUUAAUUUUUCAGAGGGGCUGGCUGAUUAGCGUUUUACGGGAAACUAAUAUAUUUUGUGUCGGUGCCCUUCUCCCCGCGUCAAACUUAAUGACUCUAAUCAUGCGUGCUGUUCUAGCCGUGGCUGGGCUGCUACCCCUCCUGUCUCUAUCAGUCGCAUCAGAGGGGAGUGUAAAAAUCGAGGCUGUGACAGGGCAGGUCUGUCACGCGGAGUCUCCCCAUUACGACAGCUACAGCCAAAACCUCAUUUUUAUCGACUUAUUUGGGAAUAAAUUUUGCAUCUACAACCUCCCUAGUAAAGAGACCCACUGUACAUGUUGCCUAGAAUUAGUGGCAGGUCCGAUAGUGCCCAUUAAAAAUGCCACAAAUCAGUACCUAGCCGCGUUAGGACCAUACCUCACGAAGAUGUAUUGGGAUGGUCGUAAUAACACCCGGCCUGACUUCACCAUCCUCGGCCGCUUCGACUCAAAUGCUGCUCCGGGCACCGAAAUAAGUGACGGGAAAGCCGACUGCAAGGGGCAGAUUUUUUUUGAUCUUCGUGGGAAGCUAGGACCCGGUGGUGUAACAGUGAUAAAGAACCAAGCUAGUUUGUUUCACUACUCAAAACGAACUUGUACUUUGGAGUUAAAUCUGGACAAGGAUAAAUCAUUUUACAAUGGUCUGGCGUGGAACACCGACUAUUCCCGGUUCUUCAUAGUAGAGUCGGAUGAUAAAACAGUGUAUGGUUUUGACUAUGAUGUUAACUCGGGGAAUAUUAGCAAUAGGACAGUUUUGAUCGACUUCAAAGCAACCAACAGUUGUGCACCGGAUGGUAUGACCAUUGACUGUAGUGACAACCUGUGGAUAGCCUGUUUUAAAUUUGGUUACGUGCUUCAAGUGGACACCAACAACGGCUCAAUACUGCAGACCCUACACAUUCCAGCUACGGACGUGACGUCAGUAGCAUGGGGCGGUGACUACUUUUCGACCCUAUUCGUGACGACAUCCAGGUACAUGCUCUCAGAGGAGGAGCGGCAGAAGCAGCCAUUGGCUGGUUCGGUCUUCGCCGUCACAGGGCUGAAAUUCAAGGGGGUCCAAUCGAACAGCGCCGAAAUCUGCACCGUCGGAUGUCGAGGGGACGGGUCUUGUCCGCCGUGCGACGGGAACCCUUCGGCAAUCCCGAACGCCCCAGUGGAGGAGUUCGACACCGCGUCUUGCCCUGCAAAGGGUGCAAUCUACGGGGGACAUUACUGCCAAAGUGGUUGGGCCCAAGUAGCAAAAUGAAAAUAUUUAAUGGAAAAAAAAAUAAUGGAAAAAAAAAAAA
Molecule: messenger RNA, 1644 nt
Organism: Bemisia tabaci
Lineage: Eukaryota; Metazoa; Arthropoda; Insecta; Hemiptera; Aleyrodidae
Source: RefSeq, a predicted model, not a curated record